Pteropus alecto (black flying fox) is the source of this 939-nucleotide messenger RNA. It is a transcript of the gene FSCN2, whose product is annotated as fascin actin-bundling protein 2, retinal. Lineage: Eukaryota; Metazoa; Chordata; Mammalia; Chiroptera; Pteropodidae. The annotation marks the transcript as partial. The transcript has 5 exons. Gene Ontology annotation, cellular component: cytoplasm; actin cytoskeleton. The record is from RefSeq and is a predicted model, not a curated record. Gene Ontology annotation, biological process: establishment or maintenance of cell polarity; cell migration; actin filament bundle assembly. Gene Ontology annotation, molecular function: protein-macromolecule adaptor activity; actin filament binding.
AUGCCCACCAACGGCCUGCACCAGGUGCUGAAGAUCCAGUUUGGUCUCGUCAACGACACGGACCGCUACCUGACCGCCGAGAGCUUCGGCUUCAAGGUCAACGCCUCGGCGCCCAGCCUCAAGAGGAAGCAGCUGUGGGUGCUGGAGCCUGACCCCGGCCAGGGCACGGCCGUGCUGCUGCGCAGUCAGGGGCACCGGACGCAGACGGUGUGCGAGGCGGAGGCCUGGACCGCCUCCUACCUGGAUGUGUCGUGUGGUUGCACGGGGCACAGCGACGGGGUGGGCCCUGGAGGCGGCAGCGAAAGCAGCAGCCCCGGCCUCAUGUCCGCGGUCCCGCUGCUGCCUCGCCGCCUGCGGGGGGCCGCUCCUUCACCCCUCAGUGUCACCCUCCCCGCGAGGCUGUCCCGGGCCAAGGCCCACGGAGUUUGGGUCAAUGUCUCAGCCAACCAAGACGAGGAACUGGAUCAUGAGACCUUCCUGAUGCAAAUCGACCAUGAGACAAAAAAGUGCACCUUCUACUCCAGCACUGGGGGCUACUGGACCCUGGUCACCCACGGGGGCAUCCAGGCCACGGCCACACAAGUCUCUGCCAACACCAUGUUUGAGAUGGAGUGGCGUGGCCGGCGGGUGGCCCUCAAGGCUAGUAAUGGGCGCUACGUGUGCAUGAAGAAGAAUGGGCAGCUGGCGGCCAUCAGCGAUUUCGUGGGGAGCCCCAAUGUCGCCCCAGCGUCGCCCGAGGCCCAGGCGGCGGCCCGGACAGAGCAGGCUGUCCCCGCAGGCCAGGACGAGGAGUUCGUCCUCAAGCUCAUCAACCGGCCCAUCUUGGUGCUGCGCGGCCUGGACGGCUUCGUGUGCCACCGCCGCGGCUCCAACCAGCUGGACACCAACCGCUCGGUCUACGACGUCUUCCACCUGAGCUUCAACGACGGCGCCUACCAG